GCGGUGUUUGACCUCCAGAGCUAUAUCAGGCUCAAAGAAACAGAGCAAGGAUGACUGACAAAUGAGCGAGAGAAAGAAAACCGGGCGUUAAAGAGAGAGGGGGAGGACAGACCGAGAGACAAAGACGAGGCGAGACUGUGAGACAGAGUUGCUCCAGUUAACUUGUUGUUUGGUUAGUUUGCAAACCAGGCCAUCAGUCGGCAGAAAUGGGUGAUCCAGCGACCCUGGUGGAGUCUGCCACCCCUCCAGUCGUCACGGCGAUCCCCAUGGUCAUUGCUGGGGAAAUGCAAGAUGGUACUAAAACCCAGUUAGCCAAUAAGAAUGGGAAGAAGGCAGACUCUGGGUCCAGCAGCAGCUUCUUCACCUGGUUCAUCGUCCUGGCUCUGCUGGGUGUCUGGACAUCUGUAGCUGUGGUCUACUUUGACCUGGUUGACUAUCAGGUAGUCCUUGACAAGGCUAAGGGCUUACAAAUUAACCUGUCUGAGGCUUUUCAAGGUAAACUGGUGGCAUACGAUACAGAUGGCGAUGGUGAUUUUGAUGUCGAGGAUGCUAAAGUUCUGCUAGGACUGAAAGAGAAAGCUGCUGUCAUCACUUCCCGUAGAGAAGAAGCCGCUGCCCCAGUGGAGACUCCUGAACCAGAACCCACACCAGAGGCUGUUGUUGAGCCAGACCCUGUGCCUGUGGAAGAGGUGAUUGAAGCUGCUGUAGUAGAGGACACUUCUGCUCCACCAGAGCCUGAACCUGAGAUAGCAGCUGAGCCUGAGGUGGUUGCAUCUGAGCCUGAACCAGAAACUGAGGCUAAACAAGAGCCUGAAUCAGAACAAGAGCCUGUGGAGACUAUUGAGGUCACUGAGGAUGAUCCAAAGGUGCUGGAGGAGGAGCCUCCUGUCAUAGAGGAGGAUGCCCUUGUGGAGGAGGCUCCUGUUAAGGAAACUGUGCAGGAGGUUGCUACAGUUGAGGAGGAGCCAGCAGCUGAGGAGGUUGCAGAGGAGAUGAUGGCAGAUGAGCCUGCAGAGGAGGCAGCAGCUGGAGAGGCUGUGGAGGAGGUGGAGGAGGUGGAGGAAAUGACAACAGAGCAGGCUGUGGAGGAGGUGGCUGUUGAUGAGGAUGUGGAGGAGAUGGAUGUUGACGAUGCUGUGGGGGAACCUGCAUUAGAGGUAGAGGCUGCAGUGGAGGAGUUAGCAGCAGAGGAGGUGGCUGAGAGUGUAGAAGAGGAGAGCCCUCCUGAAGAAGAGGCUAUGGAGGACCAAGCUGAUGACGAGGAGGCUUCUCAUGCAGAGGAAGCUGCUGAGGAGCUUGUUGAAGAGGAAGCAGGGCCUUCAGAAAAAGCUGUCGAGGAGGUAGUAGAAGAUGAGCCAGCCCCUUCAGAGGAACCUCCUGAAGAGCCCGCUGGAGAGGAGGAGGCUACUGAAGAAGCUGUUGAGGAGAAAGCAGAAGAAGAGGAGGAGACAAAUGAAGAAGAGGAGGCAGCGCCUUCAGUAGAGGCUUUGGAGGAGACAGCUGAAGAAGAGGAGGCAGCGCCUUCAGUAGAGGCUGUGGAGGAGAUAGCUGAAGAAGAGGAGGCAGUGCCUUCAGGUGAGUUCGCUGUAGAGGAGGAAGCAGCUCCUUCAGGAGAAGCUCUUGAGGCGCCAGCUGAAGCAAUUUCUUCAGAAGAGGCAGUGGAGGAGACUGCAGAGGGAGAAGCAGCAGACACAGAGGCUACUCCAGAAGAAGUGGAGGACCAAAGAGUCCAAGUCACAGAGACAGAAGAUGUAGCACAGGAAGUAGAGGAGACAGCAGAAGAAGGAGCAGAGUUUGAUGAGACAGAGGAGCAGAUUCAGGAUGAGCCCACAGAAACGUAGAAGCUGCUACGGUCGUCAUGGUGACGGAGCAGGGACCCACUGACGUUGCAUCAGCACCAUCUGAGUGUGCUCAGAAUGAUGAUGCAUCUCUCCACUUCCAGAGAAGCGAUUGAGUCGUUAUGACAACCCACCCACCCAUCUUUUUCCCUCUCCCUCUGUUUUCAUACCUUACUUUAAAUUUUCCUUUUAUUGUCAAAGUGUGAGAUAAUGGAUGAAAACUGUUUACUAAUAUGGUACUCCUGUUUUUACCUUUCUUGUUUUGUUUUUUUUUCAUUAGUUUUUCAUUUCUUUUUUUCUUCUCCAGUAGAGCACCCAUUUCCAUUUUUGUUCAGGGUGGUUUAGUUCUGUGUGUGUGUGGCCAGAUGUCCAGGCCAUGUGAAGUCUAUGUGCUCUACUUGUACUGCAAGUCUGCCAGACUCUUGUAUCAGCAAGCGCUGUAGUAAAUCUGUCUUGGACUUUAUUUUCAUGUCUCUCAGUGACAUAGUUUGGCUUUCUGGAGCUAAUUUCUGUUGCCAAACAGAUGAAGGCAACAAAAACAUUUUCAAAUUUCUUAUUAUAAUAAAAAAUUUAAUUUUCUGCUCCUCUGUUGUAGUAUUAUAUUAAGAAUUUAGAAAGCCAGCUCCAUUCAGCUGUGUCUCUUUCUGGUCACUGUUGUAGAUUAUAUGCAAAGCUGUCGUGAAAUUGUCAACUGCCUCCCCUCUUCAAACCUCUCACCCCUCCUCACCCAUCCAGUUUAUUUACCACUCAGUAUGUGUUGACUCCAGGAUGAGCCAUAUGCUAGCACGUGAACUUGGAGAGAAAGUGUGUGUUUGUGAAUGUAGUGUAUGUGUUUUAUAUGAUGAGUGUGUUCUUGUACAAUGACAAAUCUCUUGCUUAUCAACCCCUUCUGUUAGCAGUAAAUGUCUUGAUGUAGUUUUGAAGACUUGUGUUUAACUUUUUUUCCUCGUUUCCUAAUUAUAUGUACCCGAGUGUGUGUGUGUGUGUGUGUGUGUGUGUGUGUGUGUGUGUGUGUGGUCUGUAUAUCUUUUUUUUUUCUUCAUAUUUCCAUGUACGAAUACCAAGACCAUCUAAACAGACUAUCAAAUAAGUUUUAACUUCAGCUCUUUGAGAUUGAACUUUGAUGUAAAUUAGGAUACUGUUAAUGGUUUAAAGCUGUCACGCUGUGGAGUCAAGAUUCUUUUUCAAACACACCAGCUAUGCAUUGAGGCUAAUUCAGGCAGAAUAGUUAGACUGAAGCAUUUUAAUCCUGUGUGACCCAGACCCCAUUUUCUUUAAUGGUAAGUUCAGUGUAAAAUAUCUGUUAUUUCUGGCUCCCAGAGGGUUAAAUAGAUCAGGCACCAUAUUCCUGUCGAAGUCUAGCCAUAACUAGCUGACUGAAGCCAGUUAAAUGAACCAAGAUCUUUGUUUUUUUCAUCACUGGCGAAAUUUCACUGCCUCAGUCCCUCUGCUCAAAAACUUAGAGUUGUGUGUUUUAUAUAUUUUCUUAAAGGGAACUUGGUGACAUGUUUCUAAUUUUCAGUUCCCUUUUCCUUUGUUACAUCAGAAUUUGUCUUGAAGUUUUUUAAUCAUUGAUCCUUGGUAGCAGGUCUCCUGCAGGCCCAAAAGAUCAGAGCACAAAACAUCAUCCUCUGAAUUAUUCCAUAACAUAACUGAACUUCUGGAAUUAAGACAGUCUAAUGAGAACUUUUGUAUCUUAUUUCGUAGAUGAUAACCAGAUCUGCAGGUAAACAUAUUUUUUCUAUCCCUAUUCUAAGUGUACAUCACCUUGAAUUGGAUAAGAUUUAACUGGUACUCUAAGGUGGUUUUGGGACAGGGGUGCAGCACCCUGAACAACACGUUUCUGUUUUAUGUUCUAUGUGGAUCUGAUGAUGUAGGAGUUAAUUUCAACACAAAACAAAUAUUCUUUGUGUCACUAGUCCUCACAUACUCUAACUAACAGAUUGUUUUUAGGAAUGCAACACCUCCCAGUUGUGUGCAGUAGCUCUUUUUGUUGGAUGUCUUGUCUUCUUUCUGUGUCAUCCUAGUUGGUCUUUUCUACUUCCUAACACUUGUAAGUCAAUGUGAACUAAAAAAAAUCUUUUUAACAUUGAAAAUUGCAAUCUUUACCAAGAGAUAGCUUCUAGAUUUUUAAAAGGAACAUUUUUCAAAAGGUAUCUGAGAAAUAAAGAGAACCUAAUUUUUUUGAAAAUGCUUUAAGCUUUUUUACAAAGCCAUAAGCUGUUUGACACAUGCAGGUUUAAGGGGCUGUACUACUAAAUGACAACAUUUUAUUUUCUAAGAAUACAAGGAAGAGCAAUAAAAUUUAACCAACAGAGAGACCACACUGCAGCAACCCAUUGAAACAGAUUUUUAUGUUUUUCAUUACUAAUCUUUGAUCAGAAGUCCUGUACAUGCUGUAAAGGGUUGUGAUACAUGGGCAGCUUUGUUUACAGGUAAUGGAGGUGGCAGUUAACAACAUACAGUGUUUGGGUAUACUAAGCUCAAAGGUAUUGUGGGGAAAUACUGCUUUUGGUUAAAAACUGCCCCUCUUUGCCUCACAGUGUUGUCUGUCAGUCAUAACCUUCAGUCUGCAGAUCUAUUACUGUCCAGUAGAUGGUGAUGAUGGUGAUUAAAUUAUUGUAAAGUACUGAUGAUGAUGGAUUGUUUAAAGGAGCUUUGAAGUGUCAGUUUUCUGUAGAUGAUAUGUUCUGGGAGCUGCAAUAAAAGGUUUGGGACAACA
This is a messenger RNA of Xiphias gladius (swordfish), 4560 nucleotides long. RefSeq names its product aspartate beta-hydroxylase (gene asph). Gene Ontology annotation, molecular function: peptidyl-aspartic acid 3-dioxygenase activity. The transcript is spliced from 12 exons. Gene Ontology annotation, biological process: peptidyl-aspartic acid hydroxylation. The coding region runs from base 207 to 1841 and encodes 544 amino acids. The record is from RefSeq and is a predicted model, not a curated record. Lineage: Eukaryota; Metazoa; Chordata; Actinopteri; Istiophoriformes; Xiphiidae. Gene Ontology annotation, cellular component: membrane; endoplasmic reticulum.